AUGUCGGAAAUCGAACCGCAAACAUCUUUGGAUUAUUUUAAAAGAAAAUUUUUACAGAAACUCCGAAAAGAUAUACGUGAUAAAAUGACACUUGGUUUAACAUCUAAUUUAUCUGAUCUUGUUCACAAAGCAAUCGAAAUUGAAUCGAAUAUUGUUCGACAAAAAAUUGACGACAAACUUCGUGAUGCACAUAAAGAAGACAACAUUAAUAAAAAGCCUACAACUAUUAAUAACAUGUCAAAUACUUUUCAGCAAAAUUCAUCAUAUUCGACAACUUGCAAUGAGCAAAUGUCAAACGAUAAUUAUCAUAAUAAUUUUAGCAUCACAAGUAACAAACAUAACCAAAAUCAUCCGGCCA
Adineta ricciae is the source of this 358-nucleotide messenger RNA. Lineage: Eukaryota; Metazoa; Rotifera; Eurotatoria; Adinetida; Adinetidae. The record is from the annotation of a GenBank genome assembly.